AUGUCUUCAUCAAGCCAACCUGAACAAGAUCCAAAGACUAAAGCCUUGAGCGCUUACAGAAGAAGGCUUUUAGAGCAUCGUGAAUUAGAUGCUAAACUUAAAGAGAUGCGUCUUGGAUUACGAGCUCUUGAUAAAGAAUACGACAAAUCAGAAGACGACAUCAAAGCUUUACAAAGUGUCGGUCAAGUCAUUGGUGAAGUGUUGAAACAAUUGGACGACGAACGAUUCAUUGUCAAGAAUACAAGUGGCCCUCGUUAUGUUGUUGGAUGCCGUAACACAGUCGAUAAAGAAAAGUUAAAACAAGGUGCUCGUGUUGCACUUGAUAUGACUACCCUGACUAUUAUGCGCAUUUUACCUCGUGAAGUUGAUCCUCUGGUAUAUAACAUGUCAAUAGAGGAUCCUGGUGAUGUCAGUUUUGCUGGUAUUGGUGGCCUCUCUGAACAAAUUCGAGAGCUUCGUGAGGUUAUUGAAUUACCCUUGAUGAAUCCUGAACUCUUUUUACGUGUUGGUGUCAAACCCCCAAAGGGUGUGCUAUUAUAUGGUCCUCCAGGUACCGGAAAGACUUUGCUGGCUAAAGCAGUUGCUAGUACACUUCAAGUAAAUUUCUUAAAGGUGGUUUCCAGUGCUAUUGUUGACAAGUAUAUCGGUGAAAGUGCUAGAUUGAUCAGAGAGAUGUUUGGUUAUGCAAAGGAACAUGAGCCAUGUAUUAUCUUUAUGGAUGAAAUUGAUGCUAUCGGUGGUCGUCGUUUCUCUGAAGGUACAUCUGCUGAUAGAGAAAUACAGCGUACUCUUAUGGAAUUAUUAAAUCAAAUGGACGGUUUUGAUUACCUUGGACAAACAAAGCUUAUUAUGGCUACUAACAGACCUGAUACAUUGGAUCCUGCAUUGCUUCGACCUGGUCGAUUGGAUAGAAAGAUUGAGAUUCCAUUACCCAAUGAGCAAGGACGUUUGGAAAUUUUAAAGAUUCAUGCUGCCAACAUUUCAAAGCAUGGAGAUAUAGAUUAUGAAGCUAUAGUAAAACUCUCGGACGGUUUCAACGGUGCUGAUUUAAGAAAUGUAUGUACAGAAGCAGGCAUGUUUGCCAUUAGAGAAGAACGUGAUUAUUGUAUUCAGGAAGACUUUAUGAAAGCAGUAAGAAAAUUGCAAGAUGCGAAAAAGUUGGAAACAAAGUUGGAUUAUGAAAAGAUUUAA
Messenger RNA from Rhizopus microsporus ATCC 52813, 1191 nucleotides. Its product is annotated as 26S proteasome subunit P45. Gene Ontology annotation, cellular component: cytosolic proteasome complex; proteasome regulatory particle, base subcomplex. Gene Ontology annotation, molecular function: proteasome-activating activity; ATP hydrolysis activity; ATP binding. NCBI's taxonomy places the organism in Eukaryota, Fungi, Mucoromycota, Mucoromycetes, Mucorales, Rhizopodaceae. The transcript is spliced from 4 exons. Gene Ontology annotation, biological process: positive regulation of RNA polymerase II transcription preinitiation complex assembly. The record is from RefSeq and is a predicted model, not a curated record. Bases 1 to 1191 code for a protein of 396 amino acids.